CGAUGCAAAUAUUCGUAUCAUUCUCAUACAAACGACUGUCUUCUACCAUGAAGGUGAGUAACAUGCCUGCCCUACAAUUCGGCGGUGUGAGAAAAGAAAGUUGGAAAGUACCAGACGUCCCCAGUGGGUUACAAUCACAUUGUGUCUUCAUAUGCCAUAGAGCUAGAAGAUUCCGCCGUCUCUACCAAUGGUGAAGGCCUGCUGGAGGAUGGCUCGAUGCUAAUUGGCGUGAGCGCGAGGCUAACGGGUCG
This is a messenger RNA of Heterobasidion irregulare TC 32-1, 251 nucleotides long. RefSeq lists its product as uncharacterized. The record is from RefSeq and is a predicted model, not a curated record. The transcript has a single exon. The annotation marks the transcript as partial. Lineage: Eukaryota; Fungi; Basidiomycota; Agaricomycetes; Russulales; Bondarzewiaceae.